CCCGGCCGCCGGCCCGCCCCUCCUUCGCGGCGCUCGCUGCAGGGCACGGGGCUCGAAAGAUGGAGGACUACGGGCGAUUCUUGGCGUUCCUGGCUUCUUCGCUGCUGGUCGGCUUCGUGUCGGUCAUCCUCUCCCUCGUCUGGGUCUUCCACUACCGCGAGGGGCUGAGCUGGGACGGCGGCCCGGCGGAAUUCAACUGGCACCCCGUCCUCAUCAUCACGGGCUUCGUCUUCGUCCAGGGCAUCGCUAUUAUUGUGUACAGAUUGCCCUGGACCUGGAAGUGCAGCAAACUCCUAAUGAAGUUCAUACAUGCUGGAUUAAAUACUACAGCUAUGAUUCUUGCAAUCGUUUCUAUGGUAGCUGUGUUUGAUUUCCACAAUGCCAAGAACAUUCCUAACAUGUACAGUCUGCACAGCUGGAUUGGGCUGGCUGCUGUUAUAUUUUAUUCUCUGCAGCUGUUCUUGGGUUUCGCUGUCUUUCUGCUCCCGUUUGCUCCAGUUCGUCUCCGUGCAGCUCUCAUGCCAAUACACGUUUAUUCAGGUCUUACCAUCUUUGCAACAGUGAUUGCAACAGCCCUCAUGGGAAUCACAGAAAAGCUUAUAUUUGCUUUGAAAAAUCCUGCAUACAGUGAAUCCCCACCAGAAGCAACUUUGGUCAACUGCCUUGGUCUUUUGCUUGUCAUAUUUGGUUCACUUAUUUUGUGGAUGGCAAGCAGACCCCAUUGGAAGCGGCCCCCAGCAGAGAAUGCAAAAAUUCUGAGCCCCAUUGGAGCAACUCCUGAAGGCACAGAAGCAGAAUCCACAAUGACAAACAGUAGUAAUGCAGAUAAAUCUGAUCUGAGGAGCAAUACUGAAGCAGUCAGAAAACAAAACAUCAAAUUUGAUGAAGCAGGACAAAGGUCAACUAUGUAAAGAAAAUACACAGAAUAGAAGUACUAUUAUACCUCCAAAUUCCCCCUGGUGAGGGUCAUUCUAAUGUAGUUAUAUUGAUACAUAAGUAGGUUGGGGGUUCAUUUUCAAUAUGGCUUGCUGAAAGAUACUCAAGUUUUCUGCAUAUGUAUUUAAAUUCCUGUAAGUCCCAAGCAUAUUUUAUUGGUCCAUGACUAGUCCAUGCCUUAUUUAAAUAAACAAGAGCAUGAAUGACAUCACAUAAUGGGAAUAUCACAUAAUUGGAAACUGUCGUACAUAUCACUUCUUAAUUUAAUGCUUUUAUCUCUUAUAGUCAUGAAGAAUUUAACAAGAUUCCAACUAAAUUUUGCUCUUGAGUGCUUUUGCAAGUUAUGAAUCAGCCAUGAAGUAUACCAUACAGAAUAAUUUAGUUUGUCACACAUAUAUUUCCUGGUAAUGUUCACUUUUUUAAAGCUCUGAUUUCUCUAGCUGAUUAACCCCCUGACUGGCUGCUAUGUUCUAUGGGAUUUGAGGUCAUUCUGCACUUUACAGAGUUGCUUCAUAAAAAUGUUUAUUCUAAAAUUUUUAAUUAAAAAAAAGAGAAAAGUUUGCUAGAUAUCUUCAUAAAAUGUUUUAUUUCCUUUAGAAACUUCUGGGGUUUCUGGUGUUGUUUUUUUUAAAUCAGAAUGUAUCUGUUGACCUUUCAGUAUACCAGGUAUACUGUAUGCAGACACUAUUUGGCUUUGAAUUAUGUGCAAUUGUUAGUGUAAUCUAAGAACUGUUAAAAACGUCCAAAUGCAGAAUUUAUCUUAUUUGAAAAGCAAUAGAAACACACUUAGAAAAAUAUAUCACUUAAAAUAAGUCUUCCUUUUAUCCUAAAAGGCAGCAUUUAAUAUCUUUAUUUGAUUGCACAGCUCUGUUGAUUUAUGGUACCAGACUAGAAAUUAGGAGGUUAGAAACCAGAAAAAUCUGCUAUCAGUCUCACAGAAAAAAAAAUUAACUUCAAGUGAGAAAUACUUUCUCUGAGACACAGGUGAGCUUUGCUGUUUUAAUAAAAUGUUAACUGAACGCCAGUUUGGGCAUCUCCACACUGACAUCAAAAGCAUUAUUAUCACAGGCAUGAAGACAUGCUUUGGUCUGUAAGUAAUCUAUACAAACUCUAUCACUUUUUAAUUUGAAAUUACAGUUUUAAAGAAUGUAAUUUUCUCUAAAAAUGAGGAGUCCCUACUGGCACUUUACUUUUAUAGCUCUUUCUAGUAACUGAAGUAUUAAUGUAUUAUGCUCAUUCAGUAAUUUCACAGAUACAAACAAUAUUUAUACUUUUACUAUUAUGGAAGAAUAAUUAUAGUAGAUUAUUUGGACUGCACAUGUCCAAAAUGAUGAGCCAUUCUAUUAUCUCUUGUAAAAGCUGCAGAGCCCACUACAAAUACGAAUUUACCACUGUUCAUGCUGGAAUAUAGAUAGCUGUAGACAGCAAAUAAUUUCCUAUUUUUUAAAUAGUACAUAAAUUUUUAUCUACUCCAGCUUUUAAAAACAUUUUAAUACAAUACUCUUCAACAAAUGUGCCAUUUUUGUAGCUCACUGUGUGUUAGUACAAACUAUUUUGGACAUUUGAGUUAUUUUGGGUCUUCUCUGACAAGAAGUGCCUCAGUUCCUGGUAUUUGAUUUUUAAUAAUAUUUUAUUAUUUGGUGAAUGCAAUAUAGAAAGCUAGCAUAAUAAAAUAUUUUAAAAACUUUUCUGCUGCACCGUUUGGUACUCAAGGACGACAUCCCAGAGUUCUAUGGUUUCAAUUAUAUGUUUGUGGGUGACUGGGACCAACCUCACAUUGGUGUAUUUUUCUACUGUAGAAAAUACCUGCUUUUAAUGUACAAUUCAGGUAUGACAGAAGGAACACUAACCUAAACUGCUAAACUAAUGUGUGAGCACUUCUCCAGUCCCACAAUGUGCAAUGAAUCAAACAGUGAAGCAUGACAGAGGAAGUGAAUAAACGAGCUCACUUGCAGUAAUUUACUAUGCAGCUUUCUAUACUGCACUCACACAGGCAACAGCAUUUUAAAUUGUUAUGUAUUGCCUGUUACUGUGCCUCAUCCACCUGUGAAAAUGAGCUCACUCAAUCCUUGCAUAGUACUAGGUCACAUAAUAAAAGCAUAUGUUUGUAUGGAAGGUAGUCAGUUGCCUAGGGAUUGUUCUGGAAGAAAGUAACUGUACAGUGUACUGGAAAAAACACAGAAUCCAUGACUUCUUUUGUUACAACACUGAGUUGGAUGUAUUGAAAUGAACAGCUUUUAGGUGCUUGCUUCUGUAUGCUGUCAAAUGAGCAGCAUGUCUUCUGGUUUCCAUUGUAUUCCAUGUACUGUUCAAGGGGAGUGCUACUUGAAAAAAGAAUGGUGGCAUUUCUUUACUCCUCUAUUCUCAUGAAGUGCAAGGUACAAGUACCACCAAGGUUGUGGGGCAGACCCCAGAUGGGCCAUUUCCCUAAGGGCUGGGCUCGAUGAUCCUUCUGGGUCCCUUCCAAUUGCAACCACUCUGUGAUUCUGUGAUAUCAAACUAACUGAAAAACAAGGAUUAGCAACCUUUUGAGGGGAGCCUCCCAGAACAUAAUUUUGGUUUUCAACUUAGAGGUUAAACAUGAUAGUAGAAACUCAGUGGAAGCUGGAAGACUGCAUUUGGGGAAUUGAUAAUCAGUGAUAUCUCAUGUGCAUUGUGGCUGAUCUUUGGGAGGUCCCCAUGAGAUGCAGUAGCUGUGAGCUCCUAAACCUUGAUCAACCUUGGUGUGUGCAAUUUAAAACUGACAAAACAUACUAUAGUCUUCUGGCUUAAUUCUAAAUUGAUUUAAAAGACCUCUAAGUAUCCUUGCAAAAAAAUGAGGUUAGUUCAAUGCUAAAUAAAAAUGCAUCAGCACUAUGCACAGGAAUUACUCUUUGGAGUAAUAGUCCUGCUCCUCAAAGUGGCCUUCCAUUACCUUUCCUUUCAUGCAAACUUUCUUACCUGUAUUUAUGAGUUAUAUAAAUACAGUCGCAACAUAGGAAAUGAAAAUGUAUUUUCAGAGAUACAAAUGGAAGGUAGAACUCUAGCUUUACCAUGGGUAUUUUUCUGCAUGUUUGGAAAUCAUCUACAUGGUUGUUUUUACAGGAAUGUGAUUGUAGAGCUUACAUUCCAGGUUUGGAUUCCUAUUAAAAAACGGGAAGUUACACAACCUGACAUUGAAAGUGCUAUCUUUUUCAGUUGCCUGAGAAAAAAAAUACUAUAUUUACAUGCUGUCAUACAGUACUAUGCACAGAAGCAGAAGAGUGUUUUUUCCAACAUUAAGGAACUGAGAAAUGAUGGUGCAAAUUGGAUUCUAAAAUUGAAUGUAAUGAACAUGUAUGCAUCUUAAUACAUGUAGCCAAGAAUAUUGCAUAUGAUAAUGUAAAUAUGGAUUAAUUGUUUACAUAGAUAUUUUAUUGAGUGACUAAGAGAUAUUGCCAAAUAUUUUCUAUUUCAGAAGUCUCUUUUGCUUUUACUUCAGAACAUUCCUUCCUCUGUUUUUAACUGUCCACAAGAACCUAAAAAUUUAUUUUAUAAUCCAAAAUACUUAUUUGUAGAUGAGAGCAAAUAUUUAAGUAUAAUAUCUGUUUUCCUUAUUCUUUUUUAUAUAUUAAUAAAAGUGAUUUUUUGAACUUGUGAUA
Melospiza melodia melodia is the source of this 4556-nucleotide messenger RNA. RefSeq names its product plasma membrane ascorbate-dependent reductase CYBRD1. The transcript has 4 exons. The coding region runs from base 60 to 911 and encodes 283 amino acids. The record is from RefSeq and is a predicted model, not a curated record. Gene Ontology annotation, cellular component: lysosomal membrane. Lineage: Eukaryota; Metazoa; Chordata; Aves; Passeriformes; Passerellidae. Gene Ontology annotation, molecular function: oxidoreductase activity.